UCCAACAAAGAGCAAACACUUGUCAAAUUAACUCCACAAAUUGUAAUUUUCCCUUUUUCGACAUUAAAUGUUUUCUCAGAAGGUUGAAAAAUGAUCUUUUACAUCACGCGUCAGUAAAAACAAUCAGCUCUGAGCAGCAGAUUCACCGAAGUGAACUCGACUCUUCUUCGAGAGCAGCCUCCAGAGAAUUAGACCAUUGAUUAUAACUUUAUUUCAUCAGGGUCGAAGCUGCUGUUACACUUUAGUGAAUAAAACUUUAGAUUUUCCACCAGCGCUGCUUCAGUGUUUACAGUUUGUCUCAAGUCUCUGCUCAGACGUGAACAAAUUGUGUAAGAAGAUAAUUUGCUCCGUCAUGUGACCUCAGAAUACUGAUGAAGCAUCUUGAAGGAAUCGGAUGAUCUGGAUUUCUUUUAGAAACUCGUUUUCAUAUCGAGUCGUUUUAUUCUGAGUCGUCUCGAGGACAAAUGCAAAUGUCUCCCAGAUCCGAAGGUUCAGCUGCAGAGAGAGAAACAGAAACUCAUGUAAAUUCAGGAGAAUCACUUUCGAGUGAUGUUUGUUUUCGUCCCUGAGUCGAGUUCCAGCUGCAGGUUAUUGCACAGACAUCACACGUUGGUUCUUCUUAUCAGAUUAAUUUCUCUGGUGUCAUUAUUCUCAGUUAUCACACGUCUGUUUCUCAUUUCCUUCCUGGUCGUCGGCUUCACCUCAACUCUGCUGCUUCGUUUCAGGGUUUUUAUUAUCGAGUAUUUUUCUUUGUGCUCUUUUCCUGUUUCCCAUUUAUCUACAAAUAACUUACAAAUAAAUCAUGUAAUCAACAUUUGAAACACAAAGAAGAAGAAAAUUUACAUUUAUUUGCAUAAACAUGGAUUUCAAACUACAUAAAGUACCAACUAAUAUUUAAAAAUAAUAGAGUUUAUAUUAAUUUGCAAGUGUCUCCACUGCCGGGCGUUGAUUGGCUGUUUCCCUGACAACGGGGGCGGAUUUCUGCGCUAAGGUAUUCUUGGCCUACGCUGAUUGGUCACAGGAACUCCAAACACUUUCCUGAUUGGCUCUGUCAUCUGCCAGUUAAUUCCGCUGGAGGGCGGAGCUACAAGCAGACUCUAAACAAAGGAGAGAUCUGAUUGGUCAGACCUGAGUUAUGUGGGCGGGGCUUUAAGUUGUGGUAGGUGUAACCUGUGGAUUCAGUCAAGUUAAAGAGACGUCAUAGAGAGAGAGACCGGAAGUACGGACUUAAAGGUAAGAAUAAAAGCAUAGAAUAUAAGAUAUAGAAAUAAAUAAAAAGUUUGUAAACUGUUCUUUAACCUGACACAUUCAUUGUGUGUGAAGAAUUGUAUUUAACUUUCCUUUAAACAUCUAAAUUGAAACAUAUGAAGAAUAUGUUGUAAAGUGUGCGUCACCUCAGCAUCUGUUAUAUUUAAAGCUUUAAUUUGAAAUGUUAGUACUCAAAACAAAAUGUACAAGUGUAAAUACAAUAUCUCAACAAUAAAUCCAUGAUUAUUAACCUUAGACAUUGGAGUCAAACUACAGUUUCUUCAUAAAAGGUCCAUUUGGUAACUUUUCCAGAGCUUUUUAUCGUAUCACAUGAUUUUUCAUCAGCAUAUUGAGGUUAUUAAUUAUUAUUAUCAAUAUUAUUGGUUAUAGUAGUAAUAGUUGUAGGAGUAGUUGUUAUUGAAGUUGUAGUUGUGGUGUUUGUCAUGUAUUGAACCGUUGUGGCCUGAAAACGGUGAAUGAGACUUUUAUUCUGAAAUCAGACACUGGAAACCUUAGUGUGUAAAUAUCCUUACUUGACACUCGUGUCUCAAACAGCUGGAAAAGACGAAUCACUUUAUAUUUUACCCUCAGGUUCAAUUUCUAGUGUUUUGAAUUAAUUGCUCACAGAUAUCUGUCACGUGCAUUGAUCCAGGGAAAGUGUGUGUGUUUUAAAUGUGUAUUUUGUGUGUCUGUGGGUGUGUGUGACUCCUCCCACACAUUCCUGUGUGUCUGGGCUGAGAGGAGGAGGAGGAGGAGGAAGAGGAGGAGGAGGAGGAAAGCGAGAAACUGAGGCUGCAGCUGUGGACGCUGAGACAGAACGAGAUGAUCAACAACAACAAGGAGAAGAAGGAGCGCGACUCGGACUCUGCUGCAGCUGCGACUCUCUGACUCCCAACAUCUGUGUUUUAUUAUCCUGCUGCUGCUCAGACAACUUGUUGGAAACUUUAUUCCUCCCGGAGUGAGAUCAGGAGUUUCCAGUUUGACCUGUUUACAACAAAACUUCACUGCUUCUUCUUCUUCUUCUUCUUCUGCUGGAGGAGGAACAACCACAUCCACCUGAGAGUGUGUGCGUGUGUGUGCGUGGAGGAACCAUGGAGAUCCUGGACAGCAGUGAAACCUUCCUGCACUGGGACAGGAACCUCAGCGAGCUGUCGGAGACUGGAGACAUCGACUCGGUGCUCUACACCAACCACUUCUCUGAGCUGCUGGACGACCUGUCACAUGACGCCCUGCUGGGUCAGCUCCUCAGCGACCCCUUCCUGUCCGGGGUGCGGGGCGGCGUGGAGGAUAUGGAGGGCGACGAGGACGAUAGCGACCUGUCCCCGUCCUCGCCCCUGCCCCCCCACAUCACAGCCGAGCACAGCUACUCGCUCUGCGGGGACAGUCGGCCGCAGUCGCCCCUGUCGCACCUGACCGGAGAGCAAGGCAGCGACGCUGAAUCAGACGGGGACUCGGCCGAUUGGCCCAUGGAGCAGGACGAGGCCAUGGACGCCAUGGACGCCAUGGACGGCCUCCUGUGUGAGACUCCCCUCCUCCCCAGCCUCUCCCUGUCUCUGGCCUCCAGCGUGGGGCCCCAACAACCGAGGGCCCUCGGCCCCUGCUGCUGCCGCCCCUGCCCCGCUGCCGCCGCCACCGCUGCCGCCGCUACCGCCGCCGCCCCGGCUCAGGCCACAGUCAGCAGCCACAACCAGAGCAAGAGCAUCAAGAUCAAAGAGGAAAGCAUCGUCCCUCAGAUCAAACUCGAGCCUCAUGAAGUCGAUCAGUUCCUCAACUUUUCCCCCAAAGGUCUGGAGUCCCUGCAGAUGCCUCCCACUCCUCCCAGUUCCCACGGCAGCGACUCUGAGGGCAGCCAGAGCCCCGUCCACGCUCCGCCCGGCCUCUCCUGCCCCACCUCCCCCACCAGCCCCUCUCCGUCCCAGGCCAGCCUGAAGGUGGCGCCGCGGGCCGCCUCCUCCCUGUCCAACUCCCCCCUGCUCACCGCCGCUCAUAAGCUGCAGGGCUCAGGGCCGCUGAUCCUGACGGAGGAGGAGCGCCGGACGCUGGUAGCUGAAGGUUACCCCGUCCCCACCAAGCUGCCGCUCACCAAAGCCGAGGAGAAGGCGGUGAAGAAGAUCCGCAGGAAAAUCAAGAAUAAGAUUUCCGCUCAGGAGAGUCGCAGGAAGAAGAAGGAGUACAUGGACGCUCUGGAGAAGAAGGUGGAGAACUGCUCUAACGAAAACAACGAGCUGCGCAUGAAAGUGGAAUCUCUGGAGUGCACGAACAAGUCUCUGCUGCAGCAGCUGCAGUCUCUGCAGGCGCUGGUGGCCGGCAAAGUCCCCAAGUCCUGCAGGAUGGCUGGCACCCAGACAUCAUCGUGUUUAAUGGUGGUGGUUUUGUGUUUUUCUCUGUUCCUGGGGAGUUUUUACCCCGGGAGUCUGACCCCGUGCUCCACCAUCACUGAGACAGGCCUCGCCUCAAAGCAGCUGUCGGUCCAAGAGUCGUACACGGCCACAGUGAAGUCGAGGAAUCUGUUGUCGACCUUCGAAGACGAGCAGCCGCACCUGCUCGGCCUCGGCGGCGAAUAUCCCGACCAAUGGGAGGACAAGCCGGCCGUCGUCAUGGCGGCGUGGCGUCACUCGGAGCAGCAGAAGCUCGUGGUGGAGCCAGUCAGGGCGGAGACACACCCACCUUUCAUGAGUAAAAACAACGAAACGCAGACGCCGACAAACCUGCUGCUCGACCUGCACAGGUCUCUGGAGCAGCAGCUGACGCACGAGAGCCGCAGCAAAGUGGUCGAGCUGGAGCGAACGGUCAACGAGACCUCCUGAGGUCGACGCCCCCCCCAGCCGACCUCCUCCACACCCCAUCCUGACCUUUGACCCCUCCCCCCCUCUGGAGCAUGGUUCAGUGUCCUGGAGCAAACCUCAUACAGUAGUUGUUCCCACUGCUGAUUAUUUAAGGUCAUUUAUGUUUUCAGCCAUCUCUGUUCAAUCAGAUACACUGUAGUAGCACGAAUACGAAUAAGAAGACAGGGGGGGGGGGGGCACUGGUUGCCUUCCGUUGUGAAGUAAAAGUUGCACUGAAUAGUUUUUACGUGAGUCAGUUUUAUUCGUCCUAAUUGACCCGACAUGAAAACGCUGUUAAAUUCAGAUAAAAUUCGAAAAAACGAUCCAAAUGUAGCGCGACAUUCAUUCCAAUGGAACGUGUGUUAAGAGACGACAGGUGAGGCGUUUGUACAGGACACUGACGAGGACCUCUGUAUUUAUAGAAAUCUUGUUUUCUAGUUUUAAUAUUAAAUGUUUUUAAUUCUAUUCCGUACAGUCUAUCACAUUUUGAUACUUUUAUUGUGUUUUACGAUUUAUUUUAUUGUGCUAUUUUAUAUGUUGUUCAUAUUCCUUCAGCUGACUCGAGGUUUUCCCGCGUCGAGGGCUCAGCUCGGGGGUUCCUGCGCUUAUUUGAGAAAAAUCGGAGACGUUCUGAAAUAUUUGGUGGAAUGAAAAAGUGUUUGAUUUGAGUGCAGCUGGAGAUCAAAUGUCAUUUCACACCUAUAAGCGUCAUUAUAUAUUGGGGGGUGUGUGUACAGAUGUUACAGAGGUUUGCAAAAACACGUGGGGACCCUGCGAGCGGAGCCUCACACAUUUGGACUGUGUGCGAAUCAGGGGUCAAUAUUUGAGACUUUUCUUUCUGUACAUAUUCUUUUUAGUUUUGGUCAUGAAAUGCAUUUUACAGAGCCACAUGUUUCAAGUAGCAAACUUCACCUUAAAAUAACGUUUACGCAUCCGGAGACAUUUUGGGAACAAGUUUAUUUUGCUUUCGAUGCAGACACGACUCUGCAUCUUUUUAAAACUCACUAAUUAAUAAAUGAUAUCAACUUGUUAAUUAAAGACUUCCUGGGAUUCGCUGUUUCCAGAUGCUCCUCCAGCUUCGUGCAGGAGGAAUCAAUCCUCUCACUGAAAGCAAACAAAACCGUUUCCCAAAAUGUCGAGCUGUUGCUUUAAAAGACGUUUUAAGAUGGAGCCACAGAUUUCUCCUCCUGCGCUCACCUCGCUUGGCCUCUAAUCCUCGCUUUGCACACCGUCAGCUCCAAGAGUCUUCAUCUGCUCUUUUUUUAAAAGCAUUUACCAAAAAACAUAUUUCUUCCCAGAAAUAAAAAAAAGAUAUAUCUAUUUUUGUAAAUAUGAGUUGUUAAUAAAUAAAAAAAAGUCUAAAUGUGUCUGGGAUGUGCAGUUUAAAACCAACGUUUGAUUCCUUCUGUCAUGAACGUGAGACGCCUUAGCUUCAGUUCGACUUGUUUCUGGGUUUUGGUUUGAUCAUCUGAUGAUUGCAGGUCAUCGUGGCUCUUAUCUGUUCUUAUUAAGUGUUUUACAGACGUGUUGUCGUGUGUGUUACAGACCAAACCAGACAUUUUAUACAAAUGUAGUAAUAUCCAGUCAAUUCACCCGUGUCUGUUGUCUGAGCUGCAUCACGCUCCUCACGCUGUAGAAAACACAAGAUGAGAUGUUGGUUUCAUAUUUGAAAUGUUCACGACCUGCUCCCUCCAGUUGAGAGCGUUUUUCCAAAGUCAGAUUUCAUUUCUGUGUUGCUUCUGUGUAAAGCCCACGUGACUUAUAGUCUUUCUGUCUUUUUGCAUUCAAACGAAUAAAGUAUUUUCCGUAGUAAAA
This is a messenger RNA of Hippoglossus stenolepis (Pacific halibut), 5888 nucleotides long. It is a transcript of the gene creb3l2, whose product is annotated as cAMP responsive element binding protein 3-like 2. Lineage: Eukaryota; Metazoa; Chordata; Actinopteri; Pleuronectiformes; Pleuronectidae. Gene Ontology annotation, biological process: regulation of transcription by RNA polymerase II. Gene Ontology annotation, molecular function: DNA-binding transcription factor activity, RNA polymerase II-specific; cAMP response element binding. The record is from RefSeq and is a predicted model, not a curated record.